AUGUUAAUCCGCAGAAGCCCUCAGCUUCACACCCCGAUGUACAUUUUCCUCAGCCAUUUGGCCUUUGUGGAUAUUGGGUGUUCCAUGUCAGUCAUGCCCAGUAUGAUCGUGAGUUCUGUUGCUGGCUGCAUAGCUCAGCUUGGCUCUGAUGUUAUCUUUGGAACGGCAGAGUGCUUCCUGCUGGCCACCAUGGCCCGUGAUCGCUAUGUGAGCAUCUGUUCUCCACUUCUCUACUCUACCCUGCCUUCCAGAGUCUGUAUCAUCCUAUUGGCUGUUCCCUAUCUGGGGGGAUGUGUGAAUGUGUCAUCAUUUACUGGCUGUUUAUUGAGCUUGACUUUCUGUGGGUCAAAUAAAAUCAACCAUUUCUUCUGUGACCUCCCACCAUUAGCAAAACUUUCUUGUACCCAUAUCUAUGUUGCUGAAGUAUCUCCUGCCAUCUCAGCUGGGUCAGUCCUUGUAAUCACACUGGUCAUCAUAGCUGUUUCAUAUCUAUACAUCCUGCACUCCGUCCUACGUACGCACUUCCCCGAGGGAGGACACAAGGCCUUCUCUAUUUGUAUUUCUCACCUCAGUGCGGUCACUUUGUUUUAUGGGACAGUCACAUUUGUCUAUGUCACACCAAAGUCAGGUCACUCGUCUGACCACAUUAAAGUGGUGUCUGUGUUCUACACAGUGUGA
Lutra lutra (Eurasian river otter) is the source of this 678-nucleotide messenger RNA. Its product is annotated as olfactory receptor 481-like. NCBI's taxonomy places the organism in Eukaryota, Metazoa, Chordata, Mammalia, Carnivora, Mustelidae. Gene Ontology annotation, cellular component: membrane. The record is from RefSeq and is a predicted model, not a curated record. Gene Ontology annotation, biological process: G protein-coupled receptor signaling pathway; sensory perception of smell. Gene Ontology annotation, molecular function: olfactory receptor activity; G protein-coupled receptor activity; odorant binding.